Messenger RNA from Solenopsis invicta (red fire ant), 3855 nucleotides. Its product is annotated as facilitated trehalose transporter Tret1-2 homolog. The record is from RefSeq and is a predicted model, not a curated record. Lineage: Eukaryota; Metazoa; Arthropoda; Insecta; Hymenoptera; Formicidae. Gene Ontology annotation, molecular function: transmembrane transporter activity. Gene Ontology annotation, cellular component: membrane. Bases 2000 to 3625 code for a protein of 541 amino acids. Gene Ontology annotation, biological process: transmembrane transport. The transcript is spliced from 11 exons.
AAUUUUAAAACUUUAUAUUUAAGCACAGAGAGAAUUGAAAGUUAUGGAAAUAUUUUGGAAAUAUUAAAUCGUAAAAAGAAAGAAAUAUUAGACCGUCUUUUCCUUAUAUCGAAUUAAAGCCUCUCAGUUAGAAUAACAUCGAUAGCAGCUUGAUCGUCUGAACUCUUCUUGAAAAUAAUAAAGUAUCUACUAUAUCGAAGUAACUGCUAUUUUUACGCACGCAUCGUGCUCCAUUUGAGUGCGCUUCCGCUCGAACCGGCUUCCACUUAUUACCUCCAUUGAGAAAAGAGAAUCCCCGGACAUUUCCUCACAGAGGUCAGCGAGCCAAGGCCUCACAGCGGACUGUGGAUACUAGUCGGUCGUCGUCGAAAAACGGGGUCUAAUCAAAGUGAGCGGCCUAUAAGAGCGAGCCUGAACAGAUGUCCGAUUCAGUGUAGUCGGCGUAACUCGUAAGGCGAUGUUGCGUUGGAACACAAUAUUUAUCCGUGCCUGACAGUCAACCAACAAUAUUACUCGCUCGUGUGCAUACUUGUUCGUCGAUACCACGUGUUGUUGAGCGUAAAAAUUAGCAUUAUUAUCAGUUCCUAGAUAGCCGAGAAUUACACUGUAGUCAUUAGAAAGAUUGUUGCGAUGGUGAAUCCGAUUAUCCGCAAAAAGUGAGAUAACCGUGAUGGGAUCGAGGCCGCGUCGAUAUUAGUACACUUCGCUAAUGAUCUGGUUACGGAGAUUGUAACGGAGACGUAACGCUGAUUGUCAGUAUAUGGUAACACAGAUUUGAAUAUUGUGAAAGUGUUCAUCAAAUCCGGAAAGAACCAGAAGUAUCAAAGCGAAGAUCGAGAGAGCCUACGUCUGUAGAAAGAGAUCUGAAAGAUUGAUUUUACUUCUUUCGAUCGGAUCUCAACUGUCAACAGAUUGUCGGAGGCAUUUGCAUUUCUGCUACUUCAGCGAGAUUAAAACUUCAUUUCUCAUGAAGAAUUGAAACAUCUGUUCGCAGCAACACUCCGUAUUGCAACUUGCGAAUUUAUCAGUGUGUAAAUUGAGUAUUUCGCCUAGGCACACACAUGCAUACGUGAGGUCGAAAGAGAAAUCGUCGUUCUACUCUCUUUGAUCGUAGAGGUCUAUCUAGUCUAUGGCUGUAUAGCUAUGCGGUACUAAGCGGCGCGCGCGUAUUAUAGAUCUGAUGACUGUUGCUGAAGGCGACGUUGCUUCCAACUUGAUCGAUUAUUCAGAAGGCUGUAUUACUUCUGGAAACAGACAAAGCAACGCCAUUAGCCUUACAGCUGAAAGUCAGAGAGCAUUACCAAGCGCGCGCAGGCUCUAUCUUACGAGUGACAUAAUCGAUAGCUAGAUAUUCGCGGUCUCGUGACAGGCGGCUUCGCGUCGUUUAAUUCGGCUUAGUCAUUGUAACAUCGUGGGGGAAUCAAUUGCUGCUUAUCCCUCCCUCGUGUCGUUCGCGUCUUCGUAAAGUUCGCUCGUUACACGCGAAACGAUAGAAGCUACUACUGAGAUUGGCAAAUGAAGAUCGCGCGGCUCGCUUCUGCCCGGAUAUUUCCGAAGUAACGAGAGACUGACAGACGGGAUCGGACGAAGUUUCUACGAAGGUGCUUUACACCGUGAAUUACGAUCUGCAGACUAGAGUGCAAUGUUCUCCGGGAAGAUGAAUGAAUCCACCCGCGCGUAAAGUCGCGGCACCACGUGACUUUCAUUCCUGGGUCAAGACAGAGUUGAGUCAUAUCGUUUGCAUAUGCAAUGAUCUCAUGAAAAGUCACUUUAUGAGGUUAGAAGAUUUCUUAUGCUUUCCGAGAGAGGACAGGAUUAAAGUUUCAAGAUUUUCUUGGAUUACAUAAUGCGGAGCGGAAACUGCAGUAGGGUGCCAAACGUGACCGGAGCUCGUUGGUGAUAGAUGUAGUGAUCGAGACGCCAAUCUCGCGCGACCACGGAGGUACUGAGUACUGGAGAGAUUUGAGGAUUUCAUCUAUCGCUAUUUAAUUAAAUCAAUAUGGCUGUCGAUUUGACGCAUAGCGAGGAAGGACGUGCCAUGUUGCGCUUCAAUUCGAUAACUGAGAAUCCAUCUGACAUGGAGAAUAACAACAAUAACAAUGUUAAGAGGGAAAAGAAGGAGGCAACUGUACAAAAAUCGUCGAAUUCAAAAGCGGUGCUUGCGCAGUGUUUAGUAACAGGUGCAGUAUUAUUGGUGGCGACGGGAGGUGGCAUGCCGAUUGGUUACAGCGCUGUUAUGUUGCCGCAGCUAUCAGAUGAGAACAGUACCUUUCAUGUGAAUCGCGAAACUGGUUCCUGGAUAGCUUCGAUACACAGUCUGGCUACUCCUGUCGGCUCACUGUUAUCAGGACCACUUCUCGACGCGAUCGGCCGACGAGGUUGCCUUCAACUGUCAUCGAUUCCCUUGUGCAUAGGAUGGUUGAUCAUCGGUUUGUCAAGGAGCGUCACUUCUAUUUUAGUAGGGAGAGUCAUAUGUGGUGUGUCUGUAGGAUUCAUGGCGGUACCUGCUCAGGUAUUGGUGGGAGAAACAGCUUAUCCAGCUCUUCGGGGCUUCCUGGUAGUUGGCUCGUUCGCUUCGUACUGCGCCGGAAUCCUGCUGGUUUAUGCUCUCGGCGCUUCUUUUAAUUGGGACAUCGUGGCCUUCUAUGCCAUCAUACUUCCUGCUGUGGCCUUUGUCGCCCUUUGUUUAAUUCCCGAAAGUCCCGCCUGGCUCAUUAAACGGAAGAAAAUUGAAGAAGCCAAGAAAGCACUUCUAUGGCUCAGAGGCGGUGAUAUUGAGCAGAUGCUUAAGGAGACAGAGUCGCUUGAAGCAACUAUAAAAGCUGAUCUCGCUAAAAAGUCUGAAAAUACCUCGUUUAAGAAGAAGAUCUCCUCGGCGAUGUCUACAAUGCGCGAUCCGGGUGUGAUAAAACCAUUGAUUAUCAUCAACGUGUUUAAUGCGUUUCAAACAAUCAGCGGGACGUACAUUGUUAUUUUCUACGCCGUUGACAUGAUCAAGGACAUAGGUGAGAGCAACGUGGAUAAUUAUUUGGCGGCUGUAGUGACGGCAGCUAUCAGGUUUGUUUUCUGCAUUCUCUCCUGUAUUUUGUUACUUAAAAUGGGCAGACGACCCUUAGGCAUCGUUUCGGCGCUCGGCACGGCCUUGGCCUCGUUGGUCCUCGCAGGAUAUUUGAUUGCCAGAACGGAGGGAUCGUCCGCAGAUGUCUACGUGUUGACCGUAUGUUUGUUGUUUUACGUCGCCGCAAAUACAUUGGGUCUAUUAACACUUCCUGGGCUGAUGACAGGUGAACUCAUGCCGCUGAGAGCUCGUGGUGUCGGCGGUGGAUGCAUCUUCUUCGCCUUCAAUCUGUUUCUGUUCUUCUUGAUCAAAUCCUUUCCAUGGGUAAAUAGCGUAGUUGGCACUACGGGAGUCUUCAUUAUCUUCGGCGUCUCCUCUCUUUUGGAAGCAAUUUUUAUUUAUCUUGCUCUACCAGAAACGAAAGAUUGUUCGCUUCAGGAGAUUGAAGAAUACUUUCAACAAAGUAACUUCCUGUGGAUAAAUAGAACACGAACGAAAAGAAAGGAUACAGGAAUGCCUGCGAGAGCUGAAUCUAAUUGUUUAAUUCCUGUAUCCGAGUGUAAAUAAGAACAAAACGUGAAUAGAAUUUGAUAUGACUGCGAUAUUAUUUUUUAUAUAAUAGAAAUAAUUGUAUAUUUUUACUAUUUCAAGAUAUCUCUAUAAGAACAUCGCAUUCUUAUACAAGAAUAUGUGCGAUUAGGUUUAAGUGAAAACUACAGAACACAAACAUGUACACUCUCAAGUUGAAAGCUUUAAGUUUUAUGAUAUUUGAAUAAAACAUUUCUAAUAAGAAAAUA